Messenger RNA from Propithecus coquereli (Coquerel's sifaka), 1093 nucleotides. RefSeq names its product transmembrane 4 L six family member 4 (gene TM4SF4). Gene Ontology annotation, cellular component: membrane. Bases 286 to 894 code for a protein of 202 amino acids. NCBI's taxonomy places the organism in Eukaryota, Metazoa, Chordata, Mammalia, Primates, Indriidae. The transcript has 5 exons. The record is from RefSeq and is a predicted model, not a curated record.
CUCCAUGGCAAAACGAUUGAACGAUUGCUCUGAACGUAAUCUCAUUUAUGGGGUGCAAAAAAAAGACUUCACGUCAGAGAGAAUGUAUAAAUGCCCAUCGCUGCUAUAUUUGAGAGGCUGAAGCAACUCCAAGGACACAGUUCAUAGAAGUUUGGUUCUCAGCCUCAAAAUACUCAUUGAAUUGGGGACAACUACUAGGACGCUCUGGCCAAAAAGCUCGAAGAGACUCUGUGAAGGAGGCAGUGAGGAGCCUUUGUUCGCUGACCUGUAUUCUACUCCCCCAGCAUGUGUACAGGGGGCUGCGCCAGGUGCCUGGGGGGCACCCUCAUUCCCCUUGUUGUGUUUGGCUUACUGGCUAACAUCCUGCUAUUUUUCCCUGGAGGAAAAGUGAUAGACAACAACGACCACCUUUCUGAUGAGAUCUGGUAUUUCGGCGGAAUAUUAGGAAGCGGAGUCUUGAUGAUCUUCCCUGCGCUGGUGUUCUUGGGCCUGAAGAACAAUGACUGCUGUGGGUGCUGUGGCAACGAGGGCUGUGGGAAGCGAUUCGCGAUGUUCACCUCCACAAUAUUCGCUGCGAUCGGAUUCUUGGGUGCUGGAUAUUCCUUUGUCGUCUCAGCCGUCUCAAUCAACAAGGGUCCUAAAUGUCUUAUGGCCAAUAGCACGUGGGGAUACCCCUUCCACAACGGGGAUUAUCUCAGUGACAAAGACUUAUGGAGCAAGUGCCAAGAGCCUGCUGAUGUGGUUCCUUGGAAUCUGACCCUCUUCUCCAUCCUGCUGGUCAUAGGAGGAAUCCAGAUGAUUCUCUGUGCCAUCCAGGUGAUCAACGGCCUCCUGGGGACCAUCUGUGGAGACUGCCAGUGUUGUGGCUGCUGUGGGGGAGAUGGACCAGUUUAAACCUCUGCGAUGAGCUGCUCCAACCCUACAGCAGAGGGAAGAUACAUUAAACUUAUUCUUCUCUUCUUGGGGUUGUUAAUUUCCUAUCUGCUUCCUAACUAGCAAAGUGUGGGGAGGGUGGAGUUAUUCCUUCUUCCUUCCAGCCAGCUUUGCUUGAGUUAGAGUUUUGUCAUUUUCAAAUAAAAAAUAGGCCACUUAA